Messenger RNA from Thermothielavioides terrestris NRRL 8126, 558 nucleotides. RefSeq lists its product as uncharacterized. Gene Ontology annotation, molecular function: protein binding. Gene Ontology annotation, cellular component: nucleus; cytoplasm. The record is from RefSeq and is a predicted model, not a curated record. Bases 1 to 558 code for a protein of 185 amino acids. Lineage: Eukaryota; Fungi; Ascomycota; Sordariomycetes; Sordariales; Chaetomiaceae. The transcript has a single exon.
AUGCGAGGCCAACUUAGCGACUCCGAUCUGAACUGGGCCCUGGGAUACGCUUGCGACAUGGGCGACGAGGAUGCUGUCCGGGCGCUCCUUGCCGACGGCGCACCCGCAUCGGGGCCCAGCAACUACAAGCGGGAGACGCUCCCGGGCGCAUCAACACCCCUGCACAUCGCCGUCCACGCCCAGCACGCCGGCAUCGUGGAGUGCCUCGCAGAGAAGGGGGCCGACCUCGACGCGCGGGACGAGGCCGGGAGGACGCCGCUGCACUACGCGGCGGCGCGGGACGUAGUGGGGAUGCUGCUCAAGCUGGGGGCCGCUGUGGACGUGCGCGACAACGCGGGGGAGACGCCGCUGGACGCGGCCGUGAGAGAGCGCCGCCACGCCGCCGUCGUCGCGCUGCUGGCCAAGGGCGCCCAGCCGACCCAGCCCAUCGCCCCGAAGCUGACGCCCAGGUGGGUUAGGCAGGUGAACAUGCUCGGAGGGAGUACGCAACGCGUGCAGCCGAACAAUCUCAGGGGUCUUCAACCCUUUACGAUGCAGUACUGGUCGCGCGACACUUGA